Macaca mulatta (Rhesus monkey) is the source of this 6146-nucleotide messenger RNA. The record is from RefSeq and is a predicted model, not a curated record. Lineage: Eukaryota; Metazoa; Chordata; Mammalia; Primates; Cercopithecidae.
GCUCAGCUGCCCGCAGAGCCUCCUCCCGCCUUUCCCGAGCUCUCGGCAGCUCUCGGGGGAGCCCGAACGCGCGGAGAAAGGCGAGCCGCACGGCCGGGGGAGGGGGCCGGACCGCGCGCGGCCGGUCGCGCCGGCUGGGGCCCGCGAUGGCGGGGGCCUGGCUCAGGUGGGGGCUCCUGCUCUGGGCAGGACUCCUCGCGUCGUCGGCGCACGGCCGGGUGCGGAGGAUCACCUACGUGGUGCACCCGGGCCCCGGCCUGGCAGCGGGCGCCUUGCCCCUGAGCGGGCCCCCGCGUUCGCGGACCUUCAACGUCGCGCUCAACGCCAGGUACAGCCGCAGCUCGGCGGCUGCGGGCGCCCCCAGCCGCGCCUCCCCCGGGGUCCCCUCGGAGAGGACCCGGCGCACGAGCAAGCCUGGCGGCGCGGCCCUGCAGGGGCUCAGACCGCCGCCGCCGCCGCCGCCGCCGGAGCCGGCGCGUCCCGCGGCCCCCGGCGGGCAGCUCCACCCCAAGCCCGGCGGCCACCCGGCAGCCGCCCCGUUCGCCAAACAAGGCAGGCAAGUCUUGCGCUCCAAGGUGCCGCAGGAGACCCAGAGCAGCGGGGGCUCCAGGCUGCAGGUUCACCAGAAGCAGCAGCUGCAGGGGGUCAAUGUCUGUGGAGGGCGGUGCUGUCAUGGCUGGAGUAAGGCCCCUGGCUCCCAGAGGUGCACCAAACCUAGCUGUGUUCCACCAUGUCAGAAUGGAGGGAUGUGUCUCCGGCCUCAACUCUGUGUGUGUAAACCAGGUACCAAAGGCAAAGCCUGUGAAACAAUAGCUGCCCAGGAUACCUCGUCACCAGUCUUUGGAGGGCAGAGUCCUGGGGCUGCCUCCUCCUGGGGCCCGCCUGAGCAAGCAGCAAAGCAUACUUCGUCUAAGAAGGCAGACACUCUACCAAGAGUCAGCCCUGUGGCCCAGAUGACUUUGACCCUCAAGCCGAAGCCUUCAGUGGGACUCCCCCAGCAGAUACAUUCUCAAGUGACUCCCCUUUCCUCCCAGAGCGUGAUGAUUCACCAUAGCCAGACCCAGGAAUAUGUGCUCAAGCCCAAGUACUUUCCAGCCCAGAAGGGGAUUUCGGGAGAGCAGUCCACUGAAGGUUCUUUCCCUUUAAGAUACGUGCAGGAUCAAGUUGCGGCACCUUUUCAGCUGAGUAACCACACUGGCCGCAUCAAGGUGGUCUUUACUCCGAGCAUCUGUAAAGUGACCUGCACCAAGGGCAGCUGUCAGAACAGCUGUGAGAAGGGGAACACCACCACUCUCAUUAGUGAGAAUGGUCAUGCUGCCGACACCCUGACGGCCACGAACUUCCGAGUGGUCAUUUGCCAUCUACCAUGUAUGAAUGGUGGCCAGUGCAGUUCAAGGGACAAAUGUCAGUGCCCUCCAAAUUUCACAGGAAAGCUUUGUCAGAUCCCAGUCCACGGUGCCAGCGUGCCUAAACUUUAUCAGCAUUCCCAGCAGCCAGGCAAGGCGUUGGGGACGCAUGUCAUCCAUUCUACGCAUACCUUGCCUCUGACUGUGACUAGUCAGCAAGGAGUCAAAGUGAAAUUUCCUCCUAACAUAGUCAAUAUCCAUGUGAAACAUCCGCCUGAGGCCUCCGUCCAGAUACAUCAGGUUUCAAGAAUCGAUGGCCCAACAGGCCAGAAGACAAAAGAAGCUCAACCAGGCCAAUCCCAAGUCUCUUACCAAGGGCUUCCUGUCCAGAAGACCCAGACCAUACAUUCCACAUACUCCCACCAGCAGGUCAUUCCUCACGUCUACCCUGUGGCUGCUAAGACACAGCUUGGCCGGUGCUUCCAGGAAACCAUUGGGUCACAGUGUGGCAAAGCGCUCCCUGGCCUUUCAAAGCAAGAGGACUGCUGUGGAACUGUGGGUACCUCCUGGGGCUUUAACAAAUGCCAGAAAUGCCCCAAGAAACCAUCUUAUCAUGGAUACAACCAAAUGAUGGAAUGCCUACCAGGUUAUAAGCGGGUUAACAACACGUUUUGCCAAGAUAUUAAUGAAUGUCAGCUACAAGGUGUAUGCCCUAAUGGUGAGUGUUUGAAUACCAUGGGCAGCUAUCGAUGUACCUGCAAAAUAGGAUUUGGGCCGGAUCCUACCUUUUCAAGUUGUGUUCCUGAUCCCCCUGUGAUCUCGGAAGAGAAAGGGCCCUGUUACCGACUUGUCAGUUCUGGAAGACAGUGUAUGCACCCUCUGUCUGUUCACCUCACCAAGCAGCUCUGCUGUUGUAGUGUGGGCAAGGCCUGGGGCCCACACUGUGAGAAAUGUCCCCUUCCAGGCACAGCUGCUUUUAAGGAAAUCUGUCCUGGUGGAAUGGGUUAUACGGUUUCUGGCGUUCAUAGACGCAGGCCAAUCCAUCACCAUGUAGGUAAAGGACCUGUAUUUGUCAAGCCAAAGAACACUCAACCUGUUGCUAAAAGUACUCAUCCUCCACCUCUCCCAGCCAAGGAAGAGCCAGUGGAGGCCCUGACCUUCUCCCGGGAACACGGGCCAGGAGUGGCGGAGCCAGAAGUGGCAACUGCACCCCCUGAAAAGGAAAUACCUUCAUUGGAUCAAGAGAAAACCAAACUUGAGCCUGGUCAACCCCAGCUGUCUCCAGGCAUUUCAACUAUUCAUCUGCAUCCACAGUUUCCAGGUAUAGUGAUUGAAAAAACAUCACCUCCUGUGCCUGUUGAAGUAGCUCCUGAAGCUUCUACGUCUAGUGCCAGCCAAGUGAUUGCGCCUACUCAAGUGACAGAAAUCAAUGAAUGUACUGUGAACCCUGAUAUCUGUGGAGCAGGACACUGCAUUAACCUGCCGGUGAGAUACACCUGUAUAUGCUACGAGGGCUACAAGUUCAGUGAACAACAGAGGAAAUGUGUGGAUAUUGAUGAGUGUACUCAGGUCCAACACCUCUGCUCCCAGGGACGCUGUGAAAACACUGAGGGAAGUUUCCUGUGCAUUUGCCCAGCAGGAUUUAUGGCCAGUGAGGAGGGGACUAACUGUAUAGAUGUUGACGAAUGCCUGAGGCCGGACGUCUGUGGGGAGGGGCACUGUGUCAAUACUGUGGGGGCCUUCCGGUGUGAAUACUGCGACAGCGGGUACCGCAUGACCCAGAGAGGCCGUUGUGAGGAUAUUGAUGAAUGUUUGAAUCCAAGUACUUGUCCAGAUGAGCAGUGUGUGAAUUCUCCUGGAUCUUACCAGUGUGUUCCCUGCACAGAAGGAUUCCGAGGCUGGAACGGACAGUGCCUUGAUGUGGACGAGUGCCUGGAACCAAACGUCUGCACAAAUGGUGAUUGUUCCAACCUUGAAGGCUCCUACAUGUGUUCAUGCCACAAAGGCUAUACCCGGACUCCGGACCACAAGCACUGUAAAGAUAUUGAUGAAUGUCAGCAAGGGAAUCUAUGCGUAAACGGGCAGUGCAAAAAUACCGAGGGCUCCUUCAGGUGCACCUGUGGGCAGGGGUACCAGCUGUCGGCAGCUAAAGACCAGUGUGAAGACAUUGAUGAAUGCCAGCACCAUCAUCUCUGUGCUCAUGGGCAGUGCAGGAACACUGAGGGCUCUUUUCAGUGUGUGUGUGACCAGGGUUACAGAGCGUCUGGGCUUGGAGACCACUGUGAAGAUAUCAACGAAUGCUUGGAGGACAAGAGUGUUUGCCAGAGAGGAGACUGCAUUAAUACCGCGGGGUCCUAUGAUUGUACUUGCCCAGAUGGAUUCCAGCUAGACGACAAUAAAACAUGUCAAGAUAUUAAUGAAUGUGAACAUCCAGGGCUCUGUGGUCCUCAAGGGGAGUGCCUAAACACAGAGGGUUCUUUCCACUGUGUCUGCCAACAGGGGUUCUCAAUCUCUGCAGAUGGCCGUACGUGUGAAGAUAUUGAUGAAUGUGUAAACAACACUGUUUGUGACAGUCACGGGUUUUGUGACAAUACAGCUGGCUCCUUCCGCUGCCUCUGUUAUCAGGGCUUUCAAGCCCCACAGGAUGGGCAAGGGUGUGUGGAUGUGAAUGAAUGUGAACUGCUCAGUGGGGUGUGUGGUGAAGCCUUCUGUGAAAACGUGGAAGGGUCCUUCCUGUGCGUGUGUGCUGAUGAAAAUCAAGAGUACAGCCCCAUGACUGGGCAGUGCCGCUCCCGGACCUCCACAGAUUUAGAUGUAGAACAACCCAAAGAAGAAAAGAAAGAAUGCUACUAUAAUCUCAAUGACGCCAGUCUCUGUGAUAAUGUGUUGUCCCCCAAUGUCACAAAACAAGAAUGCUGCUGUACAUCGGGUGCGGGAUGGGGAGAUAACUGUGAAAUCUUCCCCUGCCCGGUCUUGGGAACUGCUGAGUUCACUGAGAUGUGUCCCAAAGGGAAAGGUUUUGUGCCUGCUGGAGAAUCCUCCUCCGAAGCUGGUGGUGAGAACUAUAAAGAUGCAGAUGAAUGCCUACUUUUUGGACAAGAAAUCUGUAAAAAUGGUUUCUGUUUGAACACUCGGCCUGGGUAUGAAUGCUACUGUAAGCAAGGGACAUACUACGAUCCUGUGAAACUGCAGUGCUUUGAUAUGGAUGAAUGUCAAGACCCCAGUAGUUGUAUUGAUGGCCAGUGUGUUAAUACAGAGGGCUCUUACAACUGCUUCUGUACUCACCCCAUGGUCCUGGAUGCAUCAGAAAAAAGAUGUAUAAGACCGGCUGAGUCAAACGAACAAAUAGAAGAAACUGAUGUCUACCAAGAUUUGUGCUGGGAACAUCUGAGUGAUGAGUACGUGUGUAGCCGGCCUCUUGUGGGCAAGCAGACGACGUACACUGAGUGCUGCUGUCUCUAUGGAGAGGCCUGGGGCAUGCAGUGUGCCCUCUGCCCCAUGAAGGAUUCAGAUGACUAUGCUCAGCUGUGUAACAUCCCCGUGACGGGACGCCGGCAGCCAUAUGGACGGGACGCCUUGGUUGACUUCAGUGAACAGUAUGCUCCAGAAGCCGAUCCCUACUUCAUCCAAGACCGUUUUCUAAAUAGCUUUGAGGAGUUACAGGCUGAGGAAUGCGGCAUCCUCAAUGGAUGUGAAAAUGGUCGCUGUGUGAGGGUCCAGGAAGGUUACACCUGUGAUUGCUUUGAUGGGUAUCACUUGGAUACAGCCAAGAUGACCUGUGUCGAUGUAAAUGAAUGCGAUGAGUUGAACAAUCGGAUGUCUCUCUGCAAGAAUGCCAAGUGCAUUAACACCGAAGGUUCCUACAAGUGUUUGUGUCUGCCAGGCUAUGUACCUUCUGACAAGCCGAACUACUGCACUCCGUUGAAUACCGCCUUGAAUUUAGAGAAAGACAGUGACCUGGAGUGAAACGGAAUCUACAUAACCUAAGCCCAUAUACUCUGCACUGUGUAAAGGAAAAGGGAGAAAUGUAUUAUACUUGAGACAUUGCACCUAACCCGGAAGGCUGGAAAUACAGAAACAGCAUGGAGUUGCAAGUCCUCUGAAGACAAUGAGAGGACUUAGGAUGAGCCCAACAGGUGUGGCAGACCAAAUGGACAUUUCUCUGAAAAACCAGUAUAUAUAGUCUGUUCAUAUGUAAAAUUCAGUGGAAGAGAGGUGGAACAGUGCUGUUAUUUUAAACAGAAGGUUGUAUUAUUAUGUUGUUUUGUUUUUUUACUAUUGCUUGAUUAAAUUUGGCAUUUAAAUAGUGGUGGAAAUAUUUUAUAUAAUUUUCAUUUUUUGGUUGUGCAGUUCCUUGGCUACUGUUUUUCUUUUCCUUCAGUUUUUUUAAACUCUCAAAUGAAAAAGUCUUCGAUAAAAUAUUGUUAAGCUCUAUUAUAAAUAUUGUUACACAGGGUUAUGCAAUUCCUGGCCUGGAGCAUUUUUGAAAUUCAAAUUGUUUGUCCUGUGGAGCAGGCAGUGAUUUUGUUUCAAAACUUUUAUACACAUUUGGAGAAAAGUACUUUAUAUUUUCAGUGUUUUGUUUGAUGUUAAUGUCCAUUCUUAGCCAAGCUGCUAGCAGGUGUCAAUUGGAUCCCUUUCCUUCACUGAAAUGGAAGAGUUUAUAAGCUUACGUUAGUAUUGUAAUAUGUAAAGUAAGCCCAACAAAAAUUUUUUAAAAUUUGAUGAUCCCCAAUAUAUCUACCAUUGUAUGUUAAAGUGAAAUAAAUCACCAUUUUUGUAGAAAAAAAUUCUACCUGA